This is a messenger RNA of Hippocampus zosterae (dwarf seahorse), 357 nucleotides long. RefSeq names its product serine protease inhibitor Kazal-type 1-like. The record is from RefSeq and is a predicted model, not a curated record. Lineage: Eukaryota; Metazoa; Chordata; Actinopteri; Syngnathiformes; Syngnathidae. The transcript has 4 exons. Bases 46 to 303 code for a protein of 85 amino acids. Gene Ontology annotation, molecular function: protein binding.
AAAUACCCAACAUUGUCAAUGUGAACUCAUCAACCAACAGUCAUCAUGGCUGGGAAUGUUCUUCUUGUGGGACUUCUUCUCUUCUUUGUGAUUGCAGACACAGAGACAGUCCCGAAAAAGCCAUCCUGUUCUAUCACAAAUGAGCCAACAAUCUGCGCCCGGAUUUACAGCCCUCUGUGUGGUACUGAUCAAAAUACUUACUCCAACGAGUGUUUCCUCUGUCAGCACAACCAGUUAAGAAGGGCAGCCGUUUGGAUUGCCUAUGAUGGAGAAUGCUCCGGUGUUCAGCAGCGCAUAAUGUGAAUAUGAACAGAUGGUGGAAAAGUUUGAGUCAGAAUAAAAAUGAUUUGCAAAUAA